CUAUGAGAUCUCACCGCUGUUUGCGCAACUGUCGUGGAGAGCGCAGUCUGACAUCGCUGGGAGGAAAAUGUCCUGUUGGUUGAGGGAACAGACUCUGUUGCUGGCGGAGGACUACAUCAGCUUCUGCAGUGGGAUCCAACAGACGCCUCCCAGCGAGUCGGCGGAGGCCAUGAGGUACCUGGCCAAAGAAAUGGAGCAGCAGCACAGAACCAAAUUCCGAUCCCUUUCCCAGGAGUUCCUGGACACCUGCGGAGCAGAUCCCAGCAAAUGUCUGCAGAGCGUCAUGAGAGAACUGGUGGGAGAUGGGAAAAUGAACUGGGGAAGGGUGGUCUCUAUCUUCACAUUCACUGGAGUGCUGGCCAGUGAACUACUGUCCAGGGGAGAGAAUUCGGAGGGUUCCCGAAGAUUGGCCGAGACUAUAGCAGACUACCUAGGAGGAGAAAAACAGGACUGGCUGGUGGAAAACGGAGGCUGGGAGGGUUUUUGCAGGUUUUUCCACAACGCAAGACAACUGAACCAGGAGUCCUCCAUGAAAACAGCACUGUUUGCAGCAGCAGGAGUGGGUUUAGCUGGUCUAACCUUCCUCUUAGUACGCUGAUGAUUUUAGAAUGCUCUUGCUCAAUUUCACAUUGACACACACAACAACACCUGAUCUCUGUAUUCUGUCAUAUGGCGAAGUCAAAACAGUUCUUAUCGAGAAACCGGUCUUUUUGCACACUGUUUUUUCCCCACGCCUGUAAUUACAGCAAACAGUCAUUCAUGUUGAUUGUACACUAUUCACAUGGCCUUCAGGAGAGAGAAAGACGGAAGAUUGAAUCCUUUGCAUAUCUAACAUGGUGCUUUUUUAUUUCAUAAUUACCUUUAUCACUCGUUUCUGUGUACAUCCGGCUAGUUUAGAUAGUAUUUACAGUUUAUUUUGUGAAAAAACGAUAUGAAACCAGUUUGUUUGUAAUGUUUCUUUCAGUCUGAAAACAAGACGCUUGAGCGAACGCAGUUGUGUCUGAAAACAUUCUAAGAGACGAUAUAUUUUGUAAUGAAAGAUCUUUUUUUGUUGGACCACCUUUUGCUGUGCUUUAGUGGUUUCCCGCCUUUUCGGAUGUCGCCUGUUUCAUCCUGGAAAUCGAUUCGUUUUUAAGGUGCUAGCUUGUUUUGGUUCCAAGCGAUUUCUGUGAUACUCUGCCCACUUGUAAGUGACUCAGUUUACGCUGUAAAUUUAUUUAUUUACUUCUAAAGAACAAAUUAUUACUAUUUAGGCAAUUCCCAACAAUCAACAAAACAUUAUAUUUUUGCAUUGUUUUAUUUAUUAACUUCUUUCUUAAUAAAAUAAUUUUACUGUGAA
Molecule: messenger RNA, 1339 nt
Organism: Danio rerio (zebrafish)
Lineage: Eukaryota; Metazoa; Chordata; Actinopteri; Cypriniformes; Danionidae
Gene: bcl2l10
Product: BCL2 like 10
Biological process (GO): regulation of apoptotic process; transmembrane transport
Source: RefSeq, marked validated